Molecule: messenger RNA, 1539 nt
Organism: Clarias gariepinus (North African catfish)
Lineage: Eukaryota; Metazoa; Chordata; Actinopteri; Siluriformes; Clariidae
Gene: selenos
Product: selenoprotein S
Exons: 6
Coding region: 154-723 (189 amino acids)
Biological process (GO): retrograde protein transport, ER to cytosol; endoplasmic reticulum unfolded protein response
Cellular component (GO): Derlin-1-VIMP complex; endoplasmic reticulum membrane; Derlin-1 retrotranslocation complex
Source: RefSeq, a predicted model, not a curated record
CACCCUCAGUUUACGGAAAUCCGGUUUGGCGUAGCUAGUUAGCUAGUUUCAGGCUGCGUUGGCUCAUACGUCUCAAAAUGGACAAAUAGUCCUAUAAUAUUUUGGUCUAAAUAAAAGUAUACAGUGAUUUUUGUUAUUUUUGGCCUCUUAAACAUGGAGGCAAACGACGGCGCUGCUAAAAUAACCCCUGGAGCAGGAGGAGAGACUCUGGAGAACCCGGACCUGAGUUUUCUUCAGACAACCGUUUCCGCUGUAUUUUCUCAGUAUGGAUGGUUCCUGUUGGUCCUGUGUGUGGGAGUUUAUUUCCUCAUCCAGCACAUCAGUAAAAUGAGACCCAGCCAGAAUCAGAGCUCAGCCUCAGCAGUCAGUCAAGAUCCAUCGUCUGUGGUGAGACGUGAAGAGGCUCUGGAGGCAUCGCGUAGAAGAAUGCAAGCCGAGCUCGAUGCCAAAGCUGCAGAGUUUAAAGAAAAACAGCAAAGGCUUGAGGAAGAGAAAAGACAACAGAAAAUCGAGAUGUGGGAGAGCAUGAAAGAAGGGAAAAGUUAUAAAGGAAAUGCCCGACUUACUCAAAGCAAUGAUGAGGCGUCUACUUCCACCACCGUGCUAAAACCAAAGACGGACAAAAAGUCUCUUCGAAGCAGUGGGUAUAAUCCAUUGACCGGUGAUGGAGGAGGAACUUGCUCCUGGAGACCAGGCAGAAGAGGACCCUCAGCUGGAGGAUGAGGUUAAAGCAAGUCAGAGGGACAUGACCCUAGUCACCUCUGACCCUUCUAGGCAUCAGAGCGCAAAAAGCAACUGAAUGAAACUGUCUGCACUCAUCAUGGUUCAGUAGCAGUGAUUUAAUAUGAAUCUUUUGCUUUAAUGUUAAGUGCAAUUUCGUUAAAUUAUACAAUGCAUUUUAAUCAUCCCAUAGGUGAGGCUUCUAAAACUUGCAUUCAAAAAGUUGGAUAAAGAGCUUCUAGGCUUGCUGUACUCACAAUCAUACAUUUUAAAUAAAAACAAAAAUAGAGGCAGGUUGUAGGAUCUGAACUGACCAUGUGAGAUUGACAGUUUCUAAUGACGCCUCCUCAUCAAAGGUACUCAUUCCAUUGGGGUUGGCUGAUGAAUUUCGGUUGUGUGUGUGAACCCAUUACAUCAUCGAAUCAUUAAAAUGCUGUUCUGUAUGUCAAAUGUUUGGACACACUAAAUUAAACCUUUUUUUGUGUCAAAAUUAUAUUUGCAAUUCAUUAUAAAUUUGAAUAUAGCUUUGGUCACUGCAUAAUCCGAUGUUAUAUUUCAUGGUUAUUACAUCUUCAUUAUUCUUCUAACUUAAGAGUGACAGAAAUUGAAAAAGACCCAUUAGCAGGUAUGUCCAGACCUAUGACUGUUACUAUAAAUCUGGUGGCUAAAAUGUUUUUUUUGAACUGUCAAACUGUUCUUUGUCAGAACACAUGGCCUUGUAGAAAGAAUAAAUCUUGUGAGUACAAUUUUCUCAGACUACCAUGAAACGUCUUUCUUGUACUUGUGUACUUUUUCAUGAUUAAAAAGGCUUCUCAUUUA